CAGAUAGGUGAGGAUAAGCCAAACUGCAUUAGAGCAGCACCAACAUGUUCUCACCAAAGUCGCCUAAAAAUCCCUCCAAGUAUGUCUCCAAGUCGGAGGAGCAGAUCUGCAUGGUGGAGUGCGUCUUGGAGAAGGACUGCACCUGUAGCCUCCACGCAGCCGGCACCAGGAGGCUCUGUGCGGCCGAAUGCAAGGAGAAUGGCCUGGACGUCCAGACACAAGGCCUCGACAACUUGGCCUAUGAGUACGGGAGUCAGAGCGAGCUCUGUCCUCCACCCAAAACGGCCUCCACCGCUACUUUAAAGCUCCUUGGACUCUCCCCCGAGCACCAGGCCCACGCCAUCGAGAGCAGAAUCUGCAGCCUGAAUGGAGUUCUUUCCGCUAGCUUAUCUUUACCCAGCAGCUUGGCCAAAGUGGACUACGACGCCUCCGUUAUCACGACCAAAGAGAUGGCCCUGGAGCUCCAGAGCGUGGGACUCAACGUGGAGUCGGCGGUGCGUAUCGGGGUGGACGGUAUGCACUGUCAGUCCUGUGUGCAGUCCAUCGAGGGACGGAUUGGACCUCUACCUGGGGUGUCACAUAUUCAGGUGUCCCUUCAGGACGCUGCAGCUCUGAUUGUGUAUCAGCCUCUACUGGUGAGCCAACAGGAGCUGAGAGACAGCAUCGAGGACAUGGGUUUUGGUUCCACGUUAUCACCUGAUGGUCCAUCAGGAUGUGAUACAAGCUUCUGGCAGACGGACGUAUUGAGCUCUACUGUCACAGUUUGGAUUGUAGGGAUGACUUGCAACUCCUGCGUGCAGUCCAUAGAAGGGAGGAUCUCUCAGAUGACGGGCGUGCAGUCCAUAGCGGUGUCACUGAAGGAGGAAAAGGGAACGGUGACCUUUGACCCCAGUCUGACGGCGCCGGAGCAGCUCAGGGCGGCGAUCGAAGACAUGGGCUUUGAAGCAUCGCUUGAAGAACCUGCAUCUGUAAAGAUCAUCCAGCGUCAUGAAAAGUCCCGACCCGUUAGCUCUAAACUGUCUGACCUCUCUGACUUACAACGGCCCAACAAGGCGGGAGGCAGCAACAGCACGGGAUCACAUGUGACCUCUGAGAGAGAGAUUAAAGCACAGAAAUGCUUCAUCAGCGUGAUCGGAAUGACCUGCGCCUCCUGCGUGGCCAACAUCGAGAGGAACCUGCACAAACACAAAGGAAUCAUCAUGGUGUUGGUGUCGCUCAUGGCUGGAAAGGCGGAGGUGAAGUACGAUGCAGAAGUCCUGGACGCUGCUGCUGUAACUCAGCUCAUAGAAGACUUAGGCUUUGGUGCCAAGCUGAUGGAGGACAACGCAGUGACACACGGGAAGCUGGAGCUCACUAUAACAGGCAUGACAUGUGCGUCAUGUGUGCACAACAUCGAGUCCAAGCUCACCUCAACCAAAGGGGUCCUCGUGGCCUCCGUCGCCCUGGCAACCAAAAAGGCCCAGAUCCAGUUUGACCCAGAAGUGCUGGGAGCUCGAGAUAUAAUCAAGAUUAUUCAGAGUCUUGGAUUCGAGGCCAGUCUGGUGAAGGAGGGCUACAGAAACAACCUCGAUCACACAGAAGAAAUCCGACAGUGGAAGAACUCGUUUCUCCUCAGCCUGGUCUUCGGCCUGCCCGUCAUGGGCCUCAUGAUCUACAUGAUGGUGAUGGACAGUCAGCACCAGGAACACGGAGGCUCCAUGCCCGAGGAGCAGAACCUGCUGCCCGGCCUCUCCCUCCUCAACCUGGCCUUCUUCCUGCUCUGUACACCUGUGCAGAUCUUUGGAGGCCGGUACUUCUACGUCCAGGCGUACCGCUCGUUAAAGCACCGCACGGCCAACAUGGACGUGCUCAUCGUGUUGGCCACCUCCAUCGCCUACAUCUACUCCUGCGUGGUGCUCGUUGUAGCCAUGGCCGAGCGAGCCGCCCAGAGCCCCAUCACCUUUUUCGACACUCCACCCAUGCUGUUUGUGUUCAUCGCGCUGGGUCGGUGGCUGGAGCACGUUGCAAAAAGUAAAACCUCAGAGGCGUUGGCCAAAUUAAUGUCACUUCAAGCCACUGAUGCCACUGUGGUCACUCUGGGACAAAACCACUCCAUCAUCAAGGAGGAGCAGGUGGAGGUGGAGCUCGUCCAGCGGGGCGACAUUGUGAAAGUCGCUCCGGGAGGAAAGUUCCCCGUCGACGGGAGAGUGAUUGAGGGAAGCUCCAUGGCCGAUGAGUCCUUGAUCACAGGGGAGCCGAUGCCUGUCAGUAAGAAGGUGGGCAGUUUGGUGAUUGCCGGCUCCAUCAACGCUCACGGCGCUCUGCUGGUGGAGGCCACUCACGUCGGUGCCGACACAACUCUGUCUCAAAUCGUUAAACUGGUUGAAGACGCUCAAACCUCGAAGGCCCCCAUCCAGCAGUUUGCAGACCGGCUCAGCGGAUACUUCGUGCCCUUCAUAGUCAUCGUUUCUCUGCUGACGCUGAUCGCCUGGCUGGCGAUCGGGUUUGUCGACUUUGACAUAGUGAGGGACAACUUCCCGGGUUACAAUCAGAACAUCUCCAAGGCGGAAGUUAUCGUCCGCUUCGCCUUCCAGGCCUCCAUCACUGUUCUGUCCAUCGCCUGCCCCUGCUCUCUGGGGUUGGCGACCCCGACAGCUGUCAUGGUGGGCACCGGGGUCGGAGCGCAGAACGGGAUCCUCAUUAAAGGAGGCGAGCCGCUGGAGAUGGCCCACAAGAUCGGCGUGGUGAUGUUUGACAAAACCGGUACGAUCACAAACGGCGUUCCUCGGGUGACUCGUGUGCUGGUGUUGUGGGAAAUGGCCCGCAUGCCUCUGAGGAAGAUCCUGGCUGUGGUCGGCACGGCGGAGGCCAGCAGUGAGCACCCGCUGGGCAUGGCCGUCGCCAAACACUGCAAAGAGGAGCUGACCAGUGACCUGCUGGGCUACUGUCAGGACUUCCAGGCGGUGCCCGGAUGUGGGAUCAGCUGCCGGGUGUCUAACGUGGAACAUCUGCUGCAGCAGCUGAACGAAGAGCGUUUCCUGUUGCCGGGGGCGACCACCGACGAAAGCAGCCUGCUGUCUGCUGCCGAGGACACGUCUGCAGAUGAGCCUCUGUCUUACUCCGUGCUCAUCGGGAACAGAGAGUGGAUGAGGAGGAACGGCCACCACAUCGGAGCAGACGUUGACGCCGCCAUGUGCAGCCACGAGACCAAAGGGCAGACGGCCAUCCUGGUAGCUAUAGAUGGUGUGCUGUGUGCCAUGUUAGCCAUCGCAGACACGGUGAAGGCCGAGUCAGCGUUAGCGGUGCACACGCUCAACAGCAUGGGCAUCGAGGUGGUGAUGAUAACAGGAGAUAACAGGCGCACUGCUAAAGCCAUCGCUGCACAGGUGGGGAUCAGGAAGGUGUAUGCGGAGGUGCUGCCUUCACAUAAGGUGGCAAAAGUGCAGGAGCUGCAGGAACAAGGCCGGAGAGUGGCCAUGGUGGGGGACGGCGUCAACGACUCGCCCGCCCUCGCCAGGGCCGACGUCGGCAUCGCCAUCGGCACGGGCACCGACGUGGCCAUCGAGGCGGCCGACAUCGUCCUCAUUCGAAAUAACCUGCUGGACGUGGUGGCGAGCAUCGAGCUGUCCAAGAAGACGGUGCGGAGGAUAAGGACCAACUUUGUCUUCGCCCUCAUCUACAACCUCAUAGGGAUACCCAUCGCUGCAGGUGUGUUCAUGCCUGUUGGCCUGGUGCUUCAACCCUGGAUGGGCUCUGCUGCCAUGGCUGCAUCAUCUGUCUCAGUGGUUCUGUCUUCUUUAAUGCUGAAAAUGUAUAAGAAAACCUCGGUGGAGCUGUAUGAGGUGCAGGCGCUGGGCCACAUGAAGAGCCUACGGUCGUCCCAGAUCAGCACACAUCUGGGUUGGGACGGCCAGCAGCGCAGCCCGGCUCUGCCAAACGGAGCUCGGGAGCAUCUGAGCCAAAGUGGCGCCGUCCCACCCGUCCAGGGGCCAUCCAUUAACUCUGCCCAGGAGCGGGACCGCUACUCCCGCCUGGACUACCAGACUGCAGACGACUUUAAUGUGCUGUAAAGGGGAAAGGGAAGAAGGACUGAGACGUCUCGAAUUUGUAAUAUUUUUAUGUAUUUAUGUAAAUAGUGAAGGCUAAUUGUGCACAGAAACUCACCUUUAGCUCAUGAAGGACACAAACUCAUCACCAAUCUAUAACUUUAUGGGGAAAACGUCUAUACAUGAAGCUGCUAACACUUAAAGUGAAGGUAUUACUGAAGCAUUGUGACAUUUUUUUGCCUUAUUUUGUUCUAUUUUCACACCAGGAGCCACAUAAAUCAAACUUGCAAUGUGAAAGUGUUUUUAUUGUGUGUACAGAUGCACUUUUACGAUAUGUAUCUAAGUCAAAGUAAAGCCACAGUGUUUGGGUAAGACUGUGUCGGUGUGAGAGUCUCAGGUUAUAAAUAAUGCAUGAGGAGAUAGAGAAAAGUCAACACUCUCUAGAACCGCUCCGAUUCUGUGCUUUGAUUGUAAAACUGUCCUUCCAGCUAAGAAGGAAACAUUUUCCCAGGCUGCUGUGUUUUAGGCUCUUAUUCUGAAAAGCUUCACAUGUGUAAAGUGCUGCUGUUAUUUAUAGAUGAAGAAGAAGAAGUGGAGGGCAGACUUUCUGGACUUUUCUUUCAAAUGUAUUUUGAGCUGGGCCAAGGAUAAUUAAUGGAGUAGAUUAAUUAAAUGAUUCAUGGACCAGAGAGGAUAGUUUCACAAUAGAUAUAGAGCUUUUAGGGAUAUAAAUAUGACUUGUCUUGCUCUCAGCUCGUAUUAAAGACCUUUUUCACAGAUAUUUUGACGUGUGAAAGCAGGAAAAUCACUGGUGUCAUUAAUAACAGUAAUGAAGCGAAUGGUCAGCAUUAAUGUUAUUAAUUAGACAGGCCAAAAUAUCUACUCAUAAUUCUCCUGUUAUAAUGACUGUAGACAUUAGAAACUGAUGUUCACACACGCGAAGAUAUUGGAGCCACACAAACUGCUAUUUCCUUUAAUAUUCAAUUCAUCUUUGUUGUUAUUUUGUUGGAUUUUUCCUGCAGACGUUUUAAAAACUCCAGUUCAGAUUGGCUAGAGGGGAAUCCGGGGCGUUUGACCUCUUGUAGGGUCAUCACACAGGAAGCCUCGUUAAGCUCGUUAAGCUCGUUAGUCCACCUGGUUGUCACAUGAUAACCAGGUGGACUAACGAGCUAACGAGGCUUCCUGUUCACAUGAUGGCCGCCGUGUUGGACCCUUAAAAGAUGUCUUUCACGCUGUUGUGGAAGGUGAAGAAUCUAAAAAGAGAGAUUGAGUCAGAAGUUGAAAUCAUUCCUACUUUCACACCUCGGCGGAGGAAAGCGCUGGAGUGGACAUGAUUGUCAGUUUCAGAAGAAGACGGGGUUUGAGAGAUCUGAGAAGCACUUUGUUUGAGCCGUGCACCGGUUCAGCUUUUGUCUCUGCAUUGUAAAGGUCUUUGCAUUCCUUCUGUUUCUACCAGGGCUGCAUAUAUAUUGUUGCUCAGCUUUAGUUCUGUGCUGCUAGGUUUUAAAAAAAAAAACCCACAGGGAUGCAGACUCUCAGAUUGAAUGUCUGUUAUUUUCUCUUUACUGGAUUUUGCUGCUACGUUAUUUUUUG
This is a messenger RNA of Anoplopoma fimbria (sablefish), 5618 nucleotides long. It is a transcript of the gene atp7b, whose product is annotated as ATPase copper transporting beta. The transcript has 21 exons. Bases 45 to 4049 code for a protein of 1334 amino acids. Gene Ontology annotation, molecular function: ATP hydrolysis activity; copper ion binding; ATP binding. Gene Ontology annotation, biological process: copper ion homeostasis; monoatomic cation transport. Lineage: Eukaryota; Metazoa; Chordata; Actinopteri; Perciformes; Anoplopomatidae. Gene Ontology annotation, cellular component: membrane. The record is from RefSeq and is a predicted model, not a curated record.